This is a messenger RNA of Anguilla rostrata (American eel), 3917 nucleotides long. RefSeq lists its product as uncharacterized. The record is from RefSeq and is a predicted model, not a curated record. Lineage: Eukaryota; Metazoa; Chordata; Actinopteri; Anguilliformes; Anguillidae. The transcript has 4 exons. The coding region runs from base 1314 to 2822 and encodes 502 amino acids.
UAUAUUUUGAAUGCUUCUAUAAAUUGCAGUAGUGGUCGUAAUAUACAACCAUAUUUAAAGUUUUGAGAGGUAGUAUAGACAUAUGCAUUCACUAACUCAGCUUGCUGAAAGACUUGCAUUAUUUUGCAAUGGGUUGCGGUUUAUAUAUGCGAAACUACAUUUCCCGUCGUGCUUUGCAUCGACGCAUCAGGUGAGCCUCGUGUGCCUCGCUGCUGUACUCUGUUGGAAUGGUUCAUUCGUGAGUCAGGCUUCCCCUUGCGCGCGCAGUUUCACGAGCCGCUGAAAGGCGUGAGAAGCGACUCCGCGGCUCCGAUCUCAUCUCAACUACAGCUGCGCCGGAGGCACGGCCGGGGAAAAUGGGAAUUUGAUGCCCUUCGUUUGGAACACAUCUUAGAUGUGAUCUGCGUUCUGCUCUUUCUUACGCUGCCUGAAGUUGAUAUUGUUGAAGUUGGAUGCGUCUCUCCUCUUCUGUCACAUUUUGGAUAGUAUUUCACUUCUGGGUGUUGUACCUGAGCAGGAAAAGUUUUUUUUAAACGGAUUUACCAUGGUAUCUGAUACAGCGCUUGGAUUAUACUCGUUUCGGAAUUGCAUUGAUUGCAUUGCAGUUGUACACAACAAGCAAAUUGGGUUUAUUUUAACCGCCUUUGUGCGUAUUGAGCUUGCUGCCUGAGGGAUGAAGCCGGCAGUUUUACGGCGGCUGUUCUAAUGGGAGAUAGAAUAAUUCCCCGCUGUAAUUCUGGAGGUCCGAUAGUUUGUGUGACGUGGGAACGUGGCUUUUGGAAGACCCCGUCCAGCGCGUGAAUCGUUCCUUGUUCACAGGGGACACUUUCAGUUAUAAACUAAUCGUAGUGUUGUGGUCCCAAAGUCGGCACACGAUAUGGCUUCUAUCCCUGUGUCUGCUGUAGACGGCCAGGGCGCCUCGAAUAGAAUCUUGUGGAACAUAAACGGCACAUUACAUUACAACAGAAAACCCUUUGGGGUCUGGAAACUGGAAUAACAUCGGAAUAAUACAUCAAUCGACGUGGAUUCAACGGACAAUGCCAACGCCGCCUUACAGGUUAUCUCGGGUUCUCCUUGUCCUCGUGUGGGACCCUGUUUCUGUAUCUGAGGGACAGCUGAAGGGUGAUGCCAACGCUAAUGACCCCCCCCCCCCCCACACACACACCCCCACAACUCCUACCCCAAGAUGCUUUUUAUAAAGACGUUCCCUGUGUCAGCCACAUCACACACAGCGUCCCCACGUCGAAAACUCAUUGGACCUGAGUCGACCCGGCCGGUUUUUGAGGUAUGUCCAGGGUUUGCAUUGCAUUGCCAUGACAACAGAACGCAGUAAGAAAAUAUACAAGAAACGUGUCUGGGAAAGGAGAGAUGGUCCUGUAAAGAUUGCACUUCGUGUCUCGGCCCAAAACCCGUGCCACUUCCGCGCCAGCUCCAGAGAGAGGACAAGCACAUGCACUGCUGCACUGUGGGAUAUCAGGCACACCAACCAAUCAGAAGACUGGAUUAUGAUCACGUUCACCAGUCCAUCGUCCCUGGUACAUUUGCUGCUUAACCCCCAUUCUACCAAAAGUGCCACAGAUCCACACACACCUGCUGGACUCACACUUUCACACACAGGUGAUGGACUCACCCUUCCACACACACCUCCUGGACUCACCCUUCCACACACACCUGCUGGACUCACCCUUUCACACACAGAUCAUGGACUCACCCUUCCACACACUCCUCCUGGACUCACCCUUCCACACACACCUGCUGGACUCACCCUUUCACACACAGAUCAUGGACUCACCCUUCCACACACACCUCCUGGACUCACCCUUCCACACACACCUCCUGGACUCACCCUUCCACACACACCUGCUGGACUCACCCUUUCACACACAGAUCAUGGACUCACCCUUCCACACACACCUCCUGGACUCACCCUUCCACACACACCUGCUGGACUCACCCUUCCACACACACCUGCUGGACUCACCCUUCCACACACACCUGCUGGACUCACCCUUCCACACACUCCUCCUCGACUCACCCUUCCACACAUACCUGCUGGACUCACCCUUUCACACACAGAUCAUGGACUCACCCUUCCACACUCUCCUCCUGGACUCACCCUUCCACACACACCUGCUGGACUCACCCUUUCACACACAGAUCAUGGACUCACCCUUCCACACACACCUCCUGGACUCACCCUUCCACACACACCUCCUGGACUCACCCUUCCACACACACCUCCUGGACUCACCCUUCCACACACACCUGCUGGACUCACCGUUUCACAAACAGAUCAUGGACUCACCCUUCCACACACACCUGCUGGACUCACCCUUCCACACUCUCCUCCUGGACUCACCCUUCCACACACACCUGCUGGACUCACCCUUCCACACUCUCCUCCUGGACUCACCCUUCCACACACACCUGCUGGACUCACCCUUUCACACACACCUGCUGGACUCACCCUUUCACACACUCCUCCUGGACUCACCCUUCCACACACACCUGCUGGACUCACCCUUUCACACACUCCUCCUGGACUCACCCUUCCACACACACCUGCUGGACUCACCCUUUCACACACAGAUCAUGGACUCACCGUUUCACACACAGGUUAUGGACUCACUUUCCAGGGAAUUUAUUUUUUAUGUGGUUUCACAUCUUUUUGUAUUUCCUUUUGGGAUGGGGCUGGUCAACCACCUCAAAGGGAGGCAGAGCUGAAUUUAAAAUAUAUAUAUUUAAUAAAAGUUACGAUUUCGUUAAUUCUACGAGUGUCUGAGGUUUUUCAAAAGAUGGAAUGUACACCUGUAUACCUGUAAAAGCUUGACCUGGGCAUAUAGGCUAAAAGGCCAGUUUUUUGUCUUCUGCCAGUGCAUAAGAUGCUAUUAGAGUGCAGGGGAGAAUUGCUCAGUGGUGAAUUCUGAUCUCCAACUGUCACUUUUUCCUCCCAUUGAUGUCCAUAAUAUGUAUGUUGCAAAAACUGCUCUAGCUAACCCCAACAUUUUGAAAUAUGUUGUGCAUUAUAAGUCGAAGAAUAUUGGUACCAAAUAUUUUGGUCUGAGUACCUCGAGGAAUUUAAAUGACAACUCCAACUGCCACUUUUUUUAGCUCAGAUAUUUCUGGGAUAUUUAUACCAAAAAAAAAAAAACUGAAACUAGCUAAGUUUAACAUAUGUUGAGUGUUGCCUGUCCAAGAACAUCAGCCAACCGAAGGCUCUGAAGUCCAGGAGUCUCUCUGUGAUUGGCCAGCAGCUCUCAGCAGAAUAAACAGUGUGCUAGAAGGUCGGCUGCCUGUCAUAAGCAGGUAAGACUUGUUUUUGAACUCUUCUCUCUCCCUGUUUCCUGGAUUUCACCACAGCUGAGGACAGCAAAUGUUCUGUAACGUUUGUAAAAGUUGACCCCAUUUUUAUCAUCUUGAUCAAGGAUUCUCCCUCAGAGCUGGCCCCUAUUGUAGAAUGGGACAUUUUUGCUCCCCUUUUGGUUUUGACCGCUGAUGGUAAUGGUUGUAUUUAUGCUAGUUAUAACGUUCUGCUACCUGGCAGUUCUCUGCCAAGAUACAUGAGAGAAGGAAAACAAUGAAACUGGAUACUCUGUCAGUUUUUUUGAGAGGAACAGAAAUAAGGAAUGUGUUUUGCUUCAAUUUCUCUCCCCAAGAGUGGCUGGAAAUCUCACAUCUGGUUACACGCGCACACAAGAGGCAGUGGACCGUGUUGUGAUGAGGUCAGAUCCCCAUGUCUACAAACAGCAGUUACGUAGAAUGCCUUCGGGCACCUACAGCCUGACUGCAGUAGGUAUGUUUCCAGCAGACCUGGGUCAAAUACGUAUUUGUUUUGGAUUCAAAUACUUUUCUGUGCUCUGUUGAUCUUGCCUGGUGUAACUGAGCCUGUCAAUAUGACCAGAAGGCAGGGGUUUGCA